This is a messenger RNA of Halichondria panicea, 1146 nucleotides long. RefSeq names its product complement factor H-related protein 4-like. The record is from RefSeq and is a predicted model, not a curated record. The transcript is spliced from 6 exons. Bases 41 to 1018 code for a protein of 325 amino acids. Lineage: Eukaryota; Metazoa; Porifera; Demospongiae; Suberitida; Halichondriidae.
UCUGUAGCUUUCUAAACUAAAUCAAGUUUCCAUUAAAAUCAUGGUAUAUCUAGUUACACAAUUAUUAUUCUCCCUGCUGGUCCUGAAGACAGCACAGUGCUUUUCUACAUCAGGAGUUCCUUGUUAUCUGCAUCCAUCAAGAGACGGUUGUCACUACAGUCAGAAGAUUGACUCUCCUGCAUGUACUAGCCCCAAGACAAGAGCAAAAUUUGAAAAUGGGGUAAAGCAAUUGAAUAGGUCCAUGUACUCUCUGGAGCAGCAACUCAUCAGGCUGGGCAUCAUUCCGCCAGACAAUGCCUGUUCUGAGCUGCCGGUGGUUGACAAUAGUGGUGUCGUGUACAGUGACCUAAACUUAGCUCCAGGAUGUGUAGGAAAGUACAUCUGCAAUGAGGGGUACUUUCUGAAGACCUUCAACGGACGUAGAGAGUUUAACUGUACCGAAGAUGGCAUUUGGGAUGGGAAUGUAACUUCUGCACCUAUUACUUGUCUUUUGGAAGUUGACAGGUGUGAUCUACCAAGUAAGAUAAAUAACGGGAAUAUUGAAAGUGACAAAGUCGCCCUACUGCCAGGAGAUCUGGUCACUUACACUUGUGAGAAAGGUUAUGAGUUGUCAGGCCAAGGAAAAAGGUAUUGCUUAAGAAACGGAAAUUGGAGUGAUCAACAGCCUGAAUGCUUGAAAAAGAAUCCAGAUUUGGUUGAUGCCGAAGCUGUCAGCAGUAGUCCAGGAAUGGUUGCUGGUGUAAGUACUAGCUCUGUGUUGCUGUUUCUGGCAGUCGUGGUUAUUACUGUGCUUGUUGUUUUGGUCAUAUAUAGAGUCCGGAAGCAGCGUAAAGGAAUAGCAAACGAUGUAAGAGAUUCCCUCACUGUCAGUGAUGAAGACUUUUCUCCGUCUCAUCGUGUAAUGAGUUCAGGGUAUGCAAACAUCGAUGAAAAUGAAGCCAAGCAAAAACCUCAGCCAUCCAGGAAAUCGGGAAAAUCAGUUUAUCGUGAAAAAGAAUUCGAGAACAGUACUUUAUAAAACUCAGAAAAAAACUCAUUGACUACGCAAAAUCAUGCAUGUAGAUCUAUACAAGUGUGCACACUGUAAUAUAAUUACUGAGUCUUGAUUAUUUCGUACACAACAAUUAAUUGAGUUAACAGUUAAUA